GUUAGCAAAAUGUUGAAACUACUGGCGUUUGCUCUCGUACUAAUCGCAUCGGUUCUCUCCGAGCCCAAGCCCGAUCUCACGGUACCGGCUACUAUCACGGGCGUCUCCAUCGGUAGCUUGGACACCAACGGGAACAUCGUCGCCAACGUGGACCGCAUCCUGGCAACCCUGAAUCAAUUCCAAUCCAUUGUCCAAAGUUUGUACUACAUCAAAUCGCCUGAAUAUACAGCUGCGGCUGAUAACUUCCGCUACGUGAUGGACAGUUUGGUGGAAGCCGGCGGUCCCAUCUUCCAAGCACUGUCUAACGUUGCGAAGGUCUCCUCUGGGAACGUCGAACGAUCCUUCGAUGGAAUCCGUUCCGACAUCAAUUACGCCGUCGAGCUGAACGAUGAGCAUUUGAGUCUGGUAAAUCAAACUCGAACAAUCCUUGGCGACAGAACAGCGAACUACUUCGAUGGGACCCUCAGCAAGCUGGCAGCUAACCUGGGAAACGUCACCGAUCUGUUGAAUAACAUCCAAAAAGCGGUCGUACAGAUCCGACAGCUGAAUCCUCGGACGCAGGCAGCCGUAAACGGGCUACUUCCGAACUCCGACAUUAAAGCGUUGAAUGCCAUACUCAGACAGUACAUUCAGAUUGGCGAUGCUGCUAUUCCGGAAAUCCGAUCCGUGGUGAGCCGUGUACAGACUGUUGACAAUUUCCAAUCACGGCUUCGUUCGCUGUUUGAUCAGUACCGGCAAAGUCUUGACGCAUACGUCCAGCGAACCACUACACCGUACCUGAAUUCCUAUGUCAUCAGCGUUCUUUCAAACGGGUUGACUGACCUAAGGAAACAGCUGGUGGACAGAAAUUCAAAGGAUACUGUCACUGUGGCGAAUCUACUACUGAAUGGCAACAGUCUUUUGAAAGAAGCUGCCAACAGCACCAUUCCGGUUCUUCAGUCCCUUGCAGCGAACUUGUCAAAUAGUUUUGACGUCCUUCAAAAUCAAGUCAAGACGUUACGAGUUUCCGAAGAUUUACCAUACGCAGUGAUGAACAUGACCGAGAAUUCGCUUAACGAAGCCAUUCGCGAUAUAUCACUUAUGAUGACCCAGAGAGUCAACAAAUCGGAUAGCUGUUUCGCACGGUUCAACUACCAAUUCGAUACGAUCCCCAGGACAGUCUACGGGCUGCUGUACAGCUGCCUAUCCAGUACAAGAACCGAUUUGGCUCAGAUGGCUACCGCAAUGAACUACGUUGCCGGUUUGGUCAAGAUCGAUGUUAGCAAUGAACUCUCGUCGGUGGAGAACUGCGUCAAUAUGAUUACGCAAUACUCGACCGACAUGACGAAAUACCAAGCGGCUACCUGUUUGAAUGAGGUCCGGAAUUAUCUAGCAGGUCGGAAGGUCUACACGCAGCAGUUGGCCAACUAUCAACGGCUGCUGGAAAAUGAAGUUUCGUAUAGCGCCGGGAGGUACGACUUCUGCAUGAUGACUUCAUUGCGACAGGGCCACACGAUGGUCAACUAUCUGAAAGGCUCGAUUGGUGAAUGUGUAGGCAUUGCACCAACCGUGACGCCAUUCAAGUUCAAAAUUGGCGGCAAAGUAACCAUCCGAUUCGGAUAAACAUAAAAAUAAUCUAGUUAUCAUUGAAUUGUAAAGAAUCAUUCGGCAAAUAUACCAUCAUAGCAAUCUA
Ochlerotatus camptorhynchus is the source of this 1672-nucleotide messenger RNA. RefSeq lists its product as uncharacterized. NCBI's taxonomy places the organism in Eukaryota, Metazoa, Arthropoda, Insecta, Diptera, Culicidae. The coding region runs from base 10 to 1602 and encodes 530 amino acids. The record is from RefSeq and is a predicted model, not a curated record. The transcript has a single exon.